AUGUUUUCACAACCAAACACCAGCUCUGCCUCUUCUCUCGGCUCCCUUCUUUCUACACACAUCCCUCCCACUCCUUCUGCUUCACCCUCCAAAACACCUCGCAAACAGCAGGAACCAGAGCCCAUCCGGCUCGAUUCCAUCGGCGUACCACCUGCCUCCAUCAUCGGCAAGGUCCUCGUCCGCAUUCGACCUUCGCCGACACAUCCGUCCGUAAAUCUCGACUUCGAGGACGAGACAACAUUCCAAAUUCGUGUCGACGGUUACAAUCCUGUCCACUCUAUCCCCAAGACGCUUGAGACGAACGAUCUCCUUCGACCUCUUUUCCAUCCAUAUCCCCUACCCGCUGCAGGCCAAGGCCUCGAUGUCCGACUCACCGUCGUUGACUGCAGAUUUAUCAAGAUGAAGGAGACAGCAUACGAGCGCUCAGAUACAUGUGACCAUGAGUGGGAAGUCCAGCAUCUCGCUCUGGCCAUAAAGUUUGAGGAGCGCGACGGAUGGCACUGUUGUUGGGCCACCUGCGGCGUGUACGACAAGCGGGAUUACGGCCCAUGUCUUUUCCGCAGUUUCGACGAUGUCUACCUCCAGCAGGUACAAAAGUCGCCCAAGUCGUCCAAGAAGCAGAAGAGACGCCCAAAACAGAAGAAGAAUGACAACGACAGUACGAGACAGGCAGCGCUUUGAGUAUCAGUGGGCCAUACGCUCAGGUGCAUCGCAUGCAGUCCACAACGCCGUGUGUUUCCAUUUGCGUCAUACCCUCGCACGGAUCCUGCCAUUUUAUCGGAUUUUGUCCUUUUCUUCUAGCCCAGAUGAUGUCGAACUGUCGUCCACUCCAGACUCGUACGGCCAUGUACUCUCCGUCGUACUUGCCCCGGGUCUGAUACGUAUACUCAGUGGACCGAACAUUGCAUCGUCCUUCGUCAUUGUAUUUCUAGUGUCACAUACCACCGUCAGCGUGUUUCUCUUCAUGCUCCAUUUGUCUUCAUUUGACUCGUUCCCGUCCGUCCUGUUGUGUUUUGCGCAUAGCGCUGUACUUCUUCCCGUCAAUUGCUUUAUCCAUACGGUUUAGAAACCUACCACGUUCGUUCUUAUUCCCCGUCCAUCUAACCUAUAUCCUUCGUCUGAUAUUCACCGCAUUCGUGCCCCUUGGAUUUCGUCGUGAUAUGUAUAGACUCGACUGAUUGUUCGCGUCUCUUUCC
This is a messenger RNA of Stereum hirsutum FP-91666 SS1, 1196 nucleotides long. RefSeq lists its product as uncharacterized. The record is from RefSeq and is a predicted model, not a curated record. The transcript is spliced from 2 exons. The coding region runs from base 1 to 681 and encodes 226 amino acids. NCBI's taxonomy places the organism in Eukaryota, Fungi, Basidiomycota, Agaricomycetes, Russulales, Stereaceae.